This is a messenger RNA of Mastomys coucha (southern multimammate mouse), 2304 nucleotides long. RefSeq names its product 5-hydroxytryptamine receptor 6 (gene Htr6). The record is from RefSeq and is a predicted model, not a curated record. Gene Ontology annotation, biological process: G protein-coupled receptor signaling pathway, coupled to cyclic nucleotide second messenger; chemical synaptic transmission. Gene Ontology annotation, molecular function: neurotransmitter receptor activity; G protein-coupled serotonin receptor activity. Lineage: Eukaryota; Metazoa; Chordata; Mammalia; Rodentia; Muridae. The transcript has 3 exons. Gene Ontology annotation, cellular component: dendrite; membrane. The coding region runs from base 799 to 2115 and encodes 438 amino acids.
GCGUCGCGGGCUCCUGCGCGCCGUCUCCCCGGCUCGGGAGCCCUAUGCCCGCCGCGCCACCAGCCGCCGCCUGUAGUCUCCAGCCCCGCGGCGCAUGCCGCAGUCGCCGGCAGCGGAUCACCCGCGAGCGCCCAGGUAGGGAGCGCGGGCGGGAGGCGGCCAGGCAAGCCGGCGCGGCCGGGAGGGCGGAGCGCCGCGCUGCGCUCCUUUGCCAGCCCUCUCUCCCCGGCCAGGUCUGGCCCGGCCCGGUCCGCGGCCUCCGGUACCCUGGAUCCCUCGGCGCCUCAGGGCGAAAGGAGACCUGCUUUCCGCCGCUGGGCUAGCUGCGCUCCUGCUCUUGGGCCACCCCAUUGCGACCCCCACGCGCGACAGCUCGUGAUCUAGCGUACUCACACGCCCACCAUCCUCAGAGAGACUGCCCCGGCCGGAAGGCAGGAGUUCGCCUCCUGCUCCCACCUCCCCAGCUGUGCCUCUGGCCAGGAGCCCCACCCCCAUCUUGUGGCAUCCCCGGUGGCUCUAUUCCAUCCCAGGGCUCUCAUCCAUCCCCAACCUAACUUUCGUUGACACAGCGCAUCGCUACCCCUCCCCAAACUUCUUACCCGAGUACUCCAGGUGGCCCCGCCAUAGGAGGCGCCCCCACAAUCCCUCCCCGACCUCUUGUUAUCGGGGACCUAAGAACCCCGUUUUGCCACCUACUCCACCGGGGUGCAGUUUUUACCCAGCUUCCUUUCUCUUUUUUUGGCUUCACCCUGUAUCCGCAUUCACCAUAUCCCGUCCUGGUCCUCAACCCCAGUCCCCAUGGUUCCAGAGCCCGGCCCUGUCAACAGUAGCACCCCAGCCUGGGGCCCCGGGCCACCGCCUGCCCCAGGAGGCAGCGGCUGGGUCGCCGCAGCGCUGUGCGUGGUCAUCGUGCUGACGGCAGCCGCCAAUUCGCUGCUGAUCGUGCUCAUCUGCACGCAGCCCGCGCUGCGCAACACGUCUAACUUCUUCCUGGUGUCGCUAUUCACGUCGGACCUGAUGGUAGGGUUGGUGGUGAUGCCCCCAGCCAUGCUGAACGCGCUGUAUGGGCGCUGGGUGCUAGCUCGAGGCCUCUGUCUGCUUUGGACCGCCUUCGACGUGAUGUGCUGCAGCGCCUCCAUUCUCAAUCUCUGCCUCAUCAGCCUGGACCGCUACCUGCUCAUCCUCUCGCCGCUGCGCUACAAGCUGCGCAUGACAGCCCCGCGUGCCCUGGCGCUCAUCCUGGGUGCCUGGAGCCUCGCGGCGCUGGCCUCCUUCCUGCCGCUCUUGCUGGGCUGGCACGAAUUGGGCAAAGCUCAAACCCCUGCCCCCGGCCAGUGCCGCCUGUUGGCCAGCCUGCCUUAUGUCCUCGUGGCGUCCGGUGUCACCUUUUUCCUGCCUUCGGGUGCCAUCUGCUUCACCUACUGCAGGAUCCUGCUGGCUGCCCGCAAGCAGGCGGUGCAAGUGGCCUCGCUCACCACGGGCACGGCUGGCCAGGCCUUGGAAACCUUGCAGGUGCCCAGGACACCACGCCCAGGGAUGGAGUCCGCUGACAGUAGGCGACUGGCCACCAAGCAUAGCAGGAAGGCUUUGAAGGCCAGCCUGACCCUGGGCGUCCUGCUGGGCAUGUUCUUUGUCACCUGGAUGCCCUUCUUUGUGGCCAACAUAGCUCAGGCUGUGUGCGACUGCAUCUCUCCCGGCCUCUUCGAUGUCCUCACGUGGCUGGGAUACUGUAAUAGCACCAUGAACCCUAUUAUCUAUCCGCUCUUCAUGCGAGACUUCAAGAGGGCCCUGGGCAGAUUCAUGCCAUGCAUCCACUGUCCCCCAGAGCACCGGGCCAGCCCUGCAUCUCCCUCCAUGUGGACCUCUCACAGCGGUGCCAGACCAGGCCUCAGCCUACAGCAAGUGCUGCCUCUGCCUCUGCCGCCAAAUUCAGAUUCAGACUCAGCUUCGGGGGGCACCUCGGGCCUGCAGCUCACAGCCCAGCUUCUGCUGCCUGGAGAGGCAACCCGAGACCCCCCGCCACCCAACAGGGCCACCACUGUGGUCAACUUCUUCGUCACAGACUCUGUGGAGCCUGAGAUACGGCAGCAUCCUCUCGGUUCCCCCAUGAACUGACCGGGUCAGAAGCUGGCCAGCGGAGGGCCACAUUCCCAGAGGUCUCAGCCCAUUCUCCCUAAGAGUGGGAGGUAGGAGGUCUCCCGAGAGCGUGCUGAGCAUCAUGAUUUAUCCUCAGCUAGCCCCCAUCUUCUGCUGCAGGCUCCUUGACAUGAGGGGUAAUCAGAAACACCAUUGUACGGUACUCCA